This is a messenger RNA of Penaeus chinensis, 579 nucleotides long. RefSeq names its product adhesive plaque matrix protein-like. Gene Ontology annotation, cellular component: extracellular matrix. Lineage: Eukaryota; Metazoa; Arthropoda; Malacostraca; Decapoda; Penaeidae. Bases 1 to 579 code for a protein of 192 amino acids. The transcript is spliced from 3 exons. The record is from RefSeq and is a predicted model, not a curated record.
AUGCUGGAUCUGGCCUCCAUGGGCCGGUCAUGGAAAGGGGCACCGUUUGUAGUACACGGGCGGGAGAACGUUGGCGCAGGGGAGGGUACUUGGGAAUAUGCAGGCGUGGAGUUAGAUUUCUGUGUUGCAGCACACUUGAGCGUCGUGUUGGGUCUGGCAGCUGCCUCUCUGGCCGCUCCGUCACAGCCUCCCUACGGAUACUCUCCUCCUCCCUCUUAUCAGACUCCAGCUCAGUACAACUUCGACUGGGUCGUGAAGGACGACUACUCCGCCAACGACUACGGCCACCAGGAGUCCCGCGACGGAUACAACACACAGGGAUCCUACUACGUGCAGCUUCCUGACGGUCGCCUACAGAAGGUCACCUACCACGUGGACGGCGACUCAGGCUACGUGGCCGAGGUCACCUACGAGGGACAGGCUCACUACCAAGCCCACCAACCUUCCUACCAUCCUACACCUGCAUACCAACCUACCCCUUCCUACCACACCACCCCUUCCUACCACACCACCCCUUCCUACCAUCCUACACCUUCAUACAGACCUACCCCUUCUUACAAGCCAAGACCUCAUCACUGA